AUGGCGACAUCGAAAGGUGCAAAUACCUACAAUAGACAGAACUGGGAAGAUUCAGAAUUCCCAGUUCUUUGUCAGACAUGUUUAGGAGACAAUCCAUAUAUUCGUAUGAUGAAAGAGAAAUAUGGAAAGGAAUGCAAAAUCUGUGCUAGACCAUUUACAGUAUUCCGUUGGUGUCCUGGUGCCCGAAUGAGAUUCAAGAAGACUGAAGUGUGCCAAACGUGUUCGAAGUUAAAAAAUAUUUGCCAAACUUGCUUACUAGAUUUGGAAUAUGGUCUACCUGUACAAGUCAGAGAUGCUGCCUUAAAAUUACAGGAUAACAUUCCCAAAUCUGAUGUGAACAAGGAAUAUUAUACUCAGAACAUUGAAAGAGAAAUCGGAAAUAGUGAAGAUGGUACUACUCCUGCUGGUGCAUUAGGCAAGGCAACUGCCCCAAGUGAUAUGCUUCUCAAAUUAGCCAGGACAUCUCCUUAUUACAAACGUAACAGACCACAUAUAUGUUCGUUUUGGGUUAAAGGAGAAUGUAAACGUGGAGAAGAAUGCCCCUAUAGGCACGAGAAGCCAACUGAUCCGGAUGAUCCUCUUGCAGACCAAAACAUCAAAGACAGAUAUUAUGGCCUUAAUGAUCCAGUAGCUGAUAAACUUAUCAAACGUUAUGCAACUAUGCCCAAAUUGGAGCCUCCAGAAGACAAAUCAAUCACUACAUUGUAUGUUGGCAGUCUGGGAGAACGAAUUGGAGAAAAAGAAUUGAGGGACCACUUUUAUCAAUUUGGUGAGAUCCGUUCAAUUAAUGUGGUCAGCAAACAGCAGUGUGCCUUUGUGCAAUUCACAAGUCGUUCUGCUGCUGAACUGGCUGCUGAGCGUUCUUUCAACAAAUUAAUCAUCUUGGGGAGACGACUCAAUAUUAAAUGGGGACGAUCCCAAGCCCAACAGACUUUGCUCAAGAAAGAAGCCGGUGAGGUAGAGAAGCAACUGGAACCUGUUCCCGGACUGCCAGCAGCUUUACCUCUUCCACCAGAAGAAUUGACCAACAACUAUUUCAACUUAGGCCAGCCUCCACCACUGGUACCUCCACCACCACCACAAGGUGUCCCACCUCGUGUUCCUCCACCUGUGGCACCACCAUUUGGCAGCAUACCCAGAGCUCCUCCACCCCCAGGAGUUCGCUUGCCUCCUCCACCACCUGGUAUUUUGCCUGUGAGGCCACCCCCGUUAAUACCUCCAAGAACAGCCCAGUUGAACUCUGUGCACUAUCCUUCACAAGAUCCAACCAGAAUGGGAGCUGUAACUUUAACCAACCAAAAGAACUAA
Messenger RNA from Acanthosepion pharaonis, 1308 nucleotides. NCBI's taxonomy places the organism in Eukaryota, Metazoa, Mollusca, Cephalopoda, Sepiida, Sepiidae. The record is from the annotation of a GenBank genome assembly.